This is a messenger RNA of Epinephelus fuscoguttatus (brown-marbled grouper), 1714 nucleotides long. RefSeq lists its product as uncharacterized. Lineage: Eukaryota; Metazoa; Chordata; Actinopteri; Perciformes; Serranidae. The record is from RefSeq and is a predicted model, not a curated record. The coding region runs from base 786 to 1544 and encodes 252 amino acids. The transcript has a single exon.
AGUUGCAUCAUGUAAAAGCUGAAAAUGUCAAUAAACCAUCUUUUUUAGGCACGACAACCUUAAAUCACCCCAGCUGCCACACGUGUAGGCAACGUGACUCUGUCCCCGACAGCGUUAAAGGCUGCCAGUACUUUUCACCAGUUGGACAUUUUAAAUAUUUAAGGGAGAGAUCCUAACUGAUUGGUAUAACUUCAACAUUUCAAAGACAACGUCUAACUCUUAAAAUUGGACGUUUGGCUGCUGCUACUCUUUUCCAACUCAUCCAUCUCAACUGUCGUGUGGUCGAGCAAACCGAUAGAAUCUACAGUGUCACUGUUUGGAUGCACAGAUCACCUGCAGUGGAAAAUGUUACUUAUGUAUGUAAAGCCUGCUUCUACAGGCACACAGCAUGUUAUCAGCACCAUACAUGCAGGGGGGCUUUGUUAAGUCUGUUUUGUAUUUCUGUUGAUUAACAAGGGCAACGUUUUUAGAUUAAUUAACAAAAUAGAAAAAGAAUUGUGUCACUUGAAACGGUGUCAAAGGGAUGGCGGCGCCCUAAUUAAUGGUCAUUCUAGCCCCAGCUUUGAGUUACACAGGAGCUGCCUGUCAAACAGAUAACCCUGUUAGAGGAAUGUCACCUGCCUCAGUCUCAGGCAUGCAUGCAGCCGCUCGUGCUUGUGAAGUGGAUUUACCAACACAAUGCUCACGAACUAUUUGAGUAGCUUGUGAGUAUUAAUUUCUAUUCGAAGACAAUGCCUUUUUAAUAGUUACUUUUUUAUAUUGUGAUUUGGAAAUCUGACCAUAGGAUGGCCACCUCAAAUGCAAAAGGUGAAAAAGUGUCCAAAUUUGAGACAUUGAAACUAUUGGAGAAAUGCAGAAAGGAAAGAGACGAUGCCUUGCACAGAGAGAACGUCCUCAGAGAGAAGCUCAGACAGUAUGAGUCGAGGAUGCGUUCAACUGAGGCUCUGAAACAGAAACUCAAGACCUUGACCAUGGACAACAAAGAGCUGAGGAAACAAGUGAAGACUCUUCGCACUGAGAUUGGACUUGAGUGCAGCCCCAAGUUCAAUGGAAAGACCACAAAGGACAUAAUCAAUGACUUGCAUGAAAAGGACCGUGAGUGCAUUUCCCUGGUGGAGAAGGCUGGGAAACUGAGUCUGACCAUUGAUGACUUGACUUCAGAGUUGGCAAAUACAGUCACCUCUAAAACACUAUUAGAGGAUCAAGUGCAGUCACUGCAGCAAAAUCUCAAGGAUAUGACAAAUAAUCAGCGCCGCUUGCUGAAGCUAUGGGAAGACAAGAAGGUCCAGAGGGAGCAGCUUGCCCUCCCUGCAAUAGCUCAGAAACCUGGACAGAAACCAUUUGUCCAUAAAGCAGUUCAAACUGAGAUGUCUGUCAGUGCGUCCCAAAAGCUCCCCGUCAAUGCUUUUGAGGCCAAACCAUUCUCUCGGGAAAAUGAUAAAAAGACUGUUUUGGAUAAACACAGUUUUCCAGCGUAUGGAAAUGGCUUUCAUCAUGACAAGAAAGCUUUCAUGCAUGAUGAAAGUAAAGGAAUUAAGAAUUGAUUCGCCUCAUUGACUGACAGCCUGUAGCACUCUGCGCUGACAAAGCAGAGAUACAGCAAAUAAUUACAGGACUAAUGUGUGAUAUACAUGUAAAUAUGAACAAACAAGUAAAAACUGAUACAAUUUAAACAAUGAAAAGCUGAUUAAUGGCUUGUCUUGGUGCCUUGUGU